Fomitopsis serialis is the source of this 1413-nucleotide messenger RNA. RefSeq lists its product as uncharacterized. NCBI's taxonomy places the organism in Eukaryota, Fungi, Basidiomycota, Agaricomycetes, Polyporales, Fomitopsidaceae. Bases 136 to 1191 code for a protein of 351 amino acids. The record is from RefSeq and is a predicted model, not a curated record. The transcript is spliced from 4 exons.
AACGCCACUGUUCUUAGCAGUUCAAGAGUCCUAAGAAGUUGAUUUUCCCGAGCGGACCUCAGGAUCCACUUGGUCAAAUUGUCAACCGGAGGCCACCAUCCCGCUGCGUCCCAGCCUGUCUUACAGGUCCCGAGGAUGCCGUUUUUCCCCGGCCACUGCAGCGUCUCGAUUGAGAUCGUCGGGGACACGCUCGGCGUCCUCUUCAACUCCUCGCGCCUCUUGAAUGCCCGCGGAGACGCGACGCCCGCUGUUUCAUUCUACGUCUACAACUGGAAAACUGGAAAACUAAAAUUCACACGUACGGCGAACGGGCCCCAUUAUAACGCGUUCUGCUUCCUCUCGCCAGACGUGAUCGUUCUACCGAACAUCACCGCCCGCUCGCUGGAGCUCUGCUCACUCAGCGUGCCCGAAGGCUCCUCCGAGGACCCGGCGCCGCUGCAGACGCUCUGCAGCCUCGCGCUGCCCCGCAUCACGUCCAGCACGCUCCUGCACCGGAUCUGGUGCCGCGCCGAGCCGAACGCGCUCGCGACGUGCAACGGCACCUUCGCCGACGCGCCGUUCUUCAGCGACCCCGCGCGCGCGGUGAUCAUCUUCAACGUCGUCGCGCAGGACCUGCUGAACGGCACGCUGCACUACCUGUCCCUCGUCGUCCACCGCUCCUCGCUCCUCGCGCGCCUCGAGCUCGCUCCCCAAGUCUCGCCGGCAUCGUCGCCGGCGAUGCAGCCCCCGCACGUGGAGUGGGCGGAGUGGGGCCCGCCCGUGUGCGUGUGGCUCGACGGCGACGGGCUCGCGAUCCGCUGGAUCACCGUCACCUGCGGGCAGCGGCUCGUCGUCAUGAGCCGGGAGAGCCCCGCGCCCAUCCUGGUCUACGACUUCAAUCCGCGCGGGGUCGCCCGCCGGACGAACAUGGCCCGUGCGCGGGGACGGCUCAUCCGGGAGUCGGCGCACAGCGACCUGGAGUGCUAUGACGGCGCGGCGAAGACGGUGUUUUUGCGGCGCGCGGCGCUGCUGUCGACGGUGUUUGAGGAGCCGGUGCGGUCCGAGAUGGGGUACAGCGUGACGGAGACGAUUGAGGAGUAUGACUACGAGAGCGUGAUGAUGGACGAGGGAGUUCUGAUCGGCGUGCGGCUGGACACUGAGGCGGACAAUAUCGAGAGUCUGGUGCUGCAUGCGGUCGGGCCUGUGGCGUGAAUUGUAGAUCACUGUGAUGCACCAGUAAUGUGCUGAUCCUCGGGUGGUCGCCAGCAGCCCCUUACUCAACUCAUUUGUGAUUCAGAUGUCAACAAGUAGCUCUACUAGGAAUCAAUGGAACGUCGUGCACUCUCAUCGGGACUACCUGUCAAGCGGCUCAGUGUGCUAGGGACAGAAAGAGGAUGUCAAUCAAGUUCAGAUUUCAAAUCCCGCGAGCCAUCG